CUUGGAGGUUAACAGGAGAGGUCAAGUAGAUCAAAGACCUGUGCUGCAGACAGACUUGGGAGGCUGGUGCUGUGCCCACCAGGGUAAGGCAGCCGGCAGGCAUCCUGGGGCAGCCAAUCAGAGGAGGAGGGAACUGCAGAGAAACCCAGUGAUCCUGCUGCAGCUGAGCUGUCCUUGGAGAGUGGGAGCCAAGGGAAGGGGAGGACGAGGGGGUGGGGAAGGACAUUCCACAGGCUUUUUUGGCCCCUGACAGAGACAGGGGGGUUACAGAGAAAGGGAAAGGAGCAAGCCAGGGCACAGGAUUACAACAAGAGCGUCAAGACCAGGCUGUGUCUGUGUGUGAGGAACUUUGCCUGAGGGAUACAAUUAGACCUAGAGCUUGCGGACAGGGAGUCUGAAGCCUGGGACAUGGACCGUUCAAUGGGAUGUCAAGGCAGCUCUGUCCCUGAGGACAGGACUGAAGCUGGGAUCAAGCGCUUCCUGGAGGAAACGGAUGAUAUAAGUCUGAACAAGUUCGUGAAGGAUUUCCCAGGAAAUGAGAGCUGCCACCAACCAGAGGCCAAGACCUGGGUGUCCAGGCCCCAAGUUCCGGAGCCAAGGCCCCAGGCCCCAGACCUCUACCAAGAUGACCUGGAUUUCAGAACCCCCCUGUGGCCCCAACCCUCUGACAGCCAGCAGUACUUCCCUGCCUCAGCCCCUCUCAGCCCCUCAGCCUCAGCCCGGCCCCGCAGCCCGUGGGGCAAGCUUGAUCCCUACGACUCCUCUGAGGAUGACAAGGAGUAUGUGGGCUUUGCGACCCUCCCCAAUCAAGUUCACCGCAAGUCCGUGAAGAAAGGCUUUGACUUUACCCUCAUGGUGGCAGGAGAAUCUGGCCUGGGGAAAUCCACUCUUGUCAAUAGCCUCUUCCUCACUGAUCUCCACCGGGACCGGAAACUCCUCAGUGCCGAAGAGCGGAUCAUGCAAACCGUGGAGAUCACUAAGCACGCAGUAGACAUAGAAGAGAAGGGCGUGAAGCUGAGGCUCACCAUCGUGGACACACCAGGCUUCGGGGAUGCAGUCAACAACACAGAGUGCUGGAAGCCUGUGGCAGAAUACAUCGACCAGCAGUUCGAGCAGUAUUUCCGAGACGAGAGUGGCCUGAACCGCAAGAACAUCCAAGACAACAGGGUGCACUGCUGCCUGUACUUCAUCUCGCCCUUCGGCCACGGGCUCCGGCCAUUGGAUGUUGAAUUCAUGAGGGCCCUGCAUCAGCGGGUCAACAUCGUGCCGAUCUUGGCUAAGGCGGACACACUGACACCUCCUGAAGUGGAGCACAAGAAACGCAAAAUCCGGGAGGAGAUAGAGCACUUUGGAAUCAAGAUCUACCAGUUCCCAGACUGUGACUCUGAUGAGGAUGAGGACUUCAAAUUACAGGACCAAGCCCUAAAGGAAAGCAUCCCAUUUGCUGUAAUUGGCAGCAACACCGUGGUAGAGGCCAGAGGGCGACGAGUCAGGGGCCGUCUCUACCCUUGGGGCAUCGUGGAAGUGGAAAACCCAGGGCACUGCGACUUUGUGAAGCUGAGGACAAUGCUGGUGCGUACUCACAUGCAGGACUUGAAGGAUGUGACACGGGAGACACAUUAUGAGAACUACCGGGCACAGUGUAUCCAGAGCAUGACCCGCCUGGUGGUGAAAGAGCGGAAUCGCAAGUAUGGUCAAAAGCCAGGGCAGAGCUGGCAGGGGGGAAUCCCAAGCACAACUUUGGGUGAGACUGAGCCCUUCCUCAUCUACAACACCUCAAUCCAAGCAGGUGUUGGGGUCCCCUUAGCCUUACCAAGCCCCCUUUCCCUUUCCCUUAGCAAAUUGACUCGAGAGAGUGGUACCGACUUCCCCAUCCCUGCUGUCCCACCAGGGACAGAUCCAGAAACUGAAAGGCUGAUACGAGAGAAAGAUGAGGAGCUGCGGCGGAUGCAGGAGAUGCUGCACAAAAUCCAAAGACAGAUGAAGGAGACCCACUAGCUGACUGUCAGCCCUGGAUAUUUAAAUCUUCUCCUCUUCGUUUUGCCCAUGCCGGCCCCUCCCAGCACCAGCUCUGCUCAGGCCCCUGCAGCUACUGCCACUUCGCCUUACAUCCCCGCUGCCUCCCAGAGACUCAGAGGAAAUAAAGUUUAACAAAUAUAUAGUG
Myotis davidii is the source of this 2164-nucleotide messenger RNA. RefSeq names its product septin 4 (gene SEPTIN4). Gene Ontology annotation, cellular component: septin complex; synaptic vesicle; septin ring. The record is from RefSeq and is a predicted model, not a curated record. The transcript is spliced from 11 exons. The coding region runs from base 409 to 1998 and encodes 529 amino acids. Gene Ontology annotation, biological process: cytoskeleton-dependent cytokinesis; regulation of exocytosis. Lineage: Eukaryota; Metazoa; Chordata; Mammalia; Chiroptera; Vespertilionidae. Gene Ontology annotation, molecular function: GTPase activity; molecular adaptor activity; GTP binding.